This is a messenger RNA of Tupaia belangeri chinensis (Chinese tree shrew), 426 nucleotides long. Its product is annotated as small ubiquitin-related modifier 1-like. The transcript has 2 exons. Bases 1 to 426 code for a protein of 141 amino acids. NCBI's taxonomy places the organism in Eukaryota, Metazoa, Chordata, Mammalia, Scandentia, Tupaiidae. The record is from RefSeq and is a predicted model, not a curated record. Gene Ontology annotation, molecular function: protein binding.
AUGUCCCACCAGGAGGCAAAACCCUCCACUGAGGAUUUGGGGGAUAAGAAGGAAGGAGACUACAUUAAACUCAAAGCCAUCGGACAGGAUAGCAGUGAGAUUCACUUCAAAGUGAAAAUGACAACACACCUCAAGAAACUCAAAGAGUCAUCCUGUCAAAGACAGGGAGUUCCAGUGAAUUCACUCAGGUUUCUCUUUGAAGGUCAGAGAAUUGCUGAUAAUCAUACUCCAAAAGAACCGGGAAUGGAAGAGGAAGAUGUGAUUGAAGUUUAUCAGGAACAAAUAGGGGGGUCAUUCAAUGGUUCCUGGACCCUGUUCUUGGUAAUGGGGGAUCUGAACCCACAGGUGACCGUGCGACUCCUGGCCCUGCAGUUCAGCACACUAGUACCUGUGCCAUCAAUGCUUGGCCCAUUUUUGGUCUUCUAA